Messenger RNA from Electrophorus electricus (electric eel), 6400 nucleotides. It is a transcript of the gene slc25a22a, whose product is annotated as solute carrier family 25 member 22a. Lineage: Eukaryota; Metazoa; Chordata; Actinopteri; Gymnotiformes; Gymnotidae. Gene Ontology annotation, biological process: malate-aspartate shuttle; aspartate transmembrane transport; L-glutamate transmembrane transport. The record is from RefSeq and is a predicted model, not a curated record. Gene Ontology annotation, molecular function: L-glutamate transmembrane transporter activity; L-aspartate transmembrane transporter activity.
AAUCUACACGAUACGCUUCCCCCUCCCAUUGAACAAGGGACAAACGCUACUAACGCCGGCAGCCUGAAAUAUUGCCGUUCUUUUUGAGCGCAAAGGUAGAAGUGGACAAAGCGUAAUUACAGGGACAUUCAAUAUUUACGGCUAAAAGAUAACGGGACGCAGAACAAUACGGUCCUCUCAGGCAACCUGGAACAACAGAGGCGAAGGCACCCACACUGAAACCACACAGGCUUCACCGACCAACUACCGGCAUUAAAACUAAACACACACAUACAUACACACACACACACACACACACACACACACACACGCACGCACUGAGGAGUUGUGGACCAGCGUAAAUGGCUGACAAACAGAUCAGUUUGCCUGCCAAGUUAAUAAAUGGAGGCAUUGCUGGCCUGAUUGGUGUCACCUGUGUCUUUCCCAUUGACCUGGCCAAGACCCGCUUACAGAACCAGCAGAAUGGCUCUCGUCUCUACACCAGCAUGUCAGACUGCCUUAUCAAAACCAUUCGAUCAGAAGGUUAUUUUGGGAUGUACAGAGGUGCUGCGGUGAACUUGACUCUCGUUACUCCAGAAAAAGCCAUUAAGCUGGCGGCCAAUGAUUUCUUCAGGUUCCACCUCUCCAAGGAUGGGCAGAAGCUCACCUUAUUCAGAGAGAUGCUGGCAGGCUGUGGGGCAGGCACAUGCCAGGUCAUUGUUACGACACCCAUGGAGAUGCUGAAAAUCCAGCUGCAAGAUGCAGGCAGAAUUGCUGCUCAGAGGAAGCUGAUGCCACAGGCGGUGUCACCAGGGGGACCAGUGGAGGUGAAGAGUCCCACUGCCAUGCAGAUCACACGGGACCUACUGAGACAAAAAGGCAUCGCUGGACUCUAUAAAGGGCUGGGAGCUACACUGCUCAGGGAUGUUCCUUUCUCAAUCAUCUACUUCCCUCUGUUUGCUAACCUGAAUAACCUGGGGAAGAAGGGAGCAGAGGGCCCUGCUCCAUUCUACGUCUCCUUCAUAUCCGGCUGCGUUGCUGGCAGCACAGCUGCUGUGGCAGUCAACCCUGUAGAUGUGAUUAAAACCAGGUUGCAGUCACUAACACGUGGCAGUCAAGAGGAUACAUACAGUGGAGUGACUGACUGCAUCAGGAAGAUUCUGCAUAACGAGGGUCCUGCCGCCUUCCUGAAGGGGGCGUACUGUCGCGCCCUCGUCAUCGCCCCGCUCUUUGGCAUCGCGCAGGUUGUCUACUUCUUGGGCAUGGGCGAAUUCAUCCUCAGCUUCUUGCCGAAGCGGAGCGACUGAGCGAGCGUCAGCUCCUGCCCCCGGCUGUGCUUGCGCGCCCGGUCACCCUCUGUCCCUGCACCCCCUCCAUGUCUCAGCUGCUCGUGUCACCCAGAGGGUCGAACCCUGAUGUGGAGACCAUGUUAGGUGUUUACAUUAGUUUGUCAGUGGGGUUUCGUGAAAGUAGGUGUGUUUUUCUUUAUGACUGUGAUGAUCAUGUGGAGUCCAGAGGCGAUCUAGAGCGAGCGUUUGCCAAGAUGCCUGAGACAGCCAGAUUGUCCUGACUCAGGUCAUGAAAAGCUCUCAUGUAUGAUGUUCGAAUCAAACAUGUAGUUUUAGCAAUUACUUAGAUGGCUUAUGGAGAUUCAUAUAAAGUCUUUUUAAUGCCACAUACUGACUCUCCAGUUGACGAUUACAUUGUCACUUAUGACAAUCUGAAAAUAGUGACCUUGUUGGGUCUGGGUUAAAUGAUCGCAGAUAUGGUUUUAAUCUUGUUUUUAUUUGCUGAAAAAGGAGAGAAACUGUAGUGCUUUUCCAAAGCCUUGGCUUAAUUAGGAAUAUCUUUUUAUCUGUGAACAACCUUGAUACAAUAUCUGUGUACAUGCUUGCAGGUUUGUGUGUGAUGCAAAAAACUGAUAACAGCCCCAGACUGACUGCAGAUCUGGGUCCACACACACACACACACACACCCACACCCACACACACACACACACAGAUGCUGAUGUUAAAUCUGAUGUUAAGAGCUGGUAGCACUACACACAGGCCAGUGGGUUCAUAUCAGCUAUAGCCAUUUCCCACUAUAGCUUUUCAUCUCUGCAGAGAUAAUCAAUGAUACUAGACAAAUCAUGCAGAGGACUGUUUGAAGAACCUCAGAUCAGAACAUGUCUGCCAAGUGCUGACACUUAGCAGGUCAUUACAUUAUAAACUGAUGCAACCAAUGCAAGGCUUUGUCACCAGCAGUCUUUUCUGUAUAUACAUGCCCAAAUCUUCAUGAUUGUCUAGAACAUGUUUCUAUAUUUGAAAUAUACAAUAUACAUUUGAAGGUGAGCUAUUUUAUCAUCUACAUAACUUUGAGCUUUAUGGUACAGUUCCAUCUUCAUUAAGUUGUGGUGAGGUCUGCAUGUUUGUGCGUGGGAGUGGGGAUAUGAUAGUGGUUUAGUUGCUAUGGAAAAGAAGAGUGAUUUUCCUUAUAAUGUUAUAUUAUUAUUACAUAAUAUAUAGUAUGCAUGUUCCUUAUAAUGAUUUUCCUUAUAAUGUUAAACCGUUCACGUGCUGGGUUCAUUGUUGGACAUAAAUCAUACUAAAUUACAAUGGCAUGGGAUUACAAUGAGGGACUUGAAGGAUUACCUGAAUACAAGAUCUGAGGCCUAUAUUUACAGAAAAGAUAGACUUCUAACAUUACCUUCCUAUCAUAAGUGGAAAAAAGGAAAAGGUCAGCCACCAAAUGUAAUUUUUUUUUUUUUUUUUGCUGAGCUAUUACUUUAAAGGAGCAGUAACAAUGUCCAGUUUCACUUAUCUGUUAUACUACCACCACAUUUAGCAGCUCUCAGGAGGUUACCUAACUAGUCAUGAGGAUAGAAGAGGCCGUAAUCUGACCUCUACCCUUACAGAAGGUUGAUUGCUUCUGCUGUGUAUUCUAGAUAUGGGUAUUCUGAAAGUAUGUCCUUCAGAGUCACUUUUAUACACUGCAGUGCCUGGAUCAGGGCUUGUUACAGAAUCGUAUGAUGGGCAAACAUGUUUCUCUCUGCUCACCUGUCCCCACUUUCACAGCCUUAUGCUAGGGGAAUGUGUGUUGGGAAUGAAAGUAUGUCCUGGUUGAGUGGCCUGACAGGAGACUGGCCCUCAUGCAUUGGUAUUUCUUCACAAGCAUGUUAUUUCUUUCCUGUGUGGGGAGCCUGAUUCCAGUCAAUCCUACUGCUGCUACUAACCCUUUCAGAAAGGGGAAACACUGUAGAAAGGUGGGGUUGAGACACUGAGGUAUCAUUCAGUUCUUAAAACUCCAAUGUUAACACUCUUUUUAUUAGUUUUAUUUUGGGUUGAAAUGGAAACUAAUGUUGCUCUUUUAGCUUUGUUUAGCCAACACAUAAUCUUAAAAUGGCAUUCUAACUGCUUCAUCAACACAAGCCUGUAAGUGUAAUAUAAAAUUUUCUCUCCAUUUUUCAUCAGCCUUUAGUCAUUGAUUUAAAUCCUCAGUCAGGAGUCAGUUUUUGGUGAUGUAGCAGCCAGUGUGUUGUGUCCUGAGGGUGGUGCUGUAUCAGCUACUGCUGCUCUAGAGGAACUUGGGGAGAAAAAACCCCUCCCCUCUGUCAUUCUCCUCGCAAGUCUCCACAGACCGAGCUGCCGUUACCUUCUGGCAUGGAGAACUGCCUUUUAGAGUAAUGUGGCUUUUACACAGCUGGCAAAUGCUGAAAACAGCUCUUGUUCUUGAAAGCCAAAAAGGAAUGCAAGGUGUGAUUGUGAGGUAGCUUGCAUUAGCAUAAGGAAGUGUAUUAAGUCAUUCUCAUGUUUGUUCAGACCUUCUAAUUUGGGGAUUUUCUCAUAUCUGAACUCAUAGCCUGCAUAUGGUGUGUUGUGGCCUGCCAUUGGCUGGUAAGGGAUGAAGGUGACUUUCAAGAUGGCUUUCGGGUCACCUGCACGCUCUGUUAAUGCUGUGCAGUGAAAUGGCAAAAGUACAUGAGUGAUGUUCCAAGACAUUCUCUGUUAUAUGCUGGGAAAAUUCCUCACACACACACACACACACACACACACACACACACACACACACACACACACACACACACACACACACACUAUAUAUUUGUAUCCAAUGUUUAAUUAGUGUUUGGAUGUUUGUAUAUUCAUUGCUGAUUACUUUAUGAUGUAUAUUUGGUGAUUAUAUUUGACCUCUUAUUCUGUUUUGGUUUUUUGUUUUGUUCUGUACACGAUGGCUUCUUUUGCACAUUUACCCCCCGUUCCCCCAAACACAUGCUGGGUGUUUUUUUCCCCAAAUGGCACUGCAUCAGAUUGGCAUCUUUGAAACAGAUGAUUAUCUCUCAGUCAAGUUUCACAGGCCUCUGUGAAACGCCUUUCCUUCUCGGUUCCAGUCUGGUCUCAGUAUGGCUGUCCAAAGUGAACGGAUCCUCCUGCUGGUUCCACUGAGCGCUGAGCAUGAGCUGACCUACAUAUCCAGCAUUUUGUAAGAUAAGGUAGCCUAUAUAUGCAACGCGGAGCAUCUGUAGCUCAGACGAGGUCUGCAGACUUUGAUGGACCCUCUAAUAUUGAGGGAGCCGUUUUUCUAACUGCCAAACAAACCCUGACCAAAUUCCUGCUCAAAUGACCUUUGCUCCCAAGGCCUGCUGUCAGCCUACCUCACUGGAGAUUAGCCGUGUAGUGUUAGAAUGCUUGUAGAUCUACAGGAAAAAGCCAUUUAAGCAGAGGUUUAUGCUCAGUCCAACAUGUCUACAAGGCAGAACUGAAAUCCAGAAGCCAGUUCACAUGGAUCUUCUUGUCCAGAUUUAGCUAGUUGGCCUUCUUUUCUUUUGGUUCACUUCUUAAUAGGACCAUUAAACAUCCCAGACCCUUUAUAUGAAAAUUUAAUAAUACAAUGCAAUUAUUUAUUAACUCUGUAUUUCCUGGGUCAGAUACCCUAGCACUUAAAUGGCUGCAAAGUUUGGCUGAUAGAAACCGUCUACUUGUAAUGAGGAUUGUUUACAUAUUUUCCCUUUUCACUGAGAUUUGCCAUCGGUUCCUUUGCAGUUUAAGCAUUAUGCUUCUUUGAUCAUGUUCACUGACACAUCUUACUCUAGUGACUUUAUGGAUGUGUCUCUGUGGCCCUGGGACCCUGGGACCCUGGGACCCUGGGACCUUGCUCUCCACCUCUGCCUUGCGUUUGUUCUUUUCCCAGCUGUCUUUUAGUUUGUUCUCUUUUCUGGCACAUUCCAAAUGAUCUUUAACAUUCUGUUUUAGCUCACACAACAGUAAUUAUUGUUUCUGUUUUUGUUUCUUUUAUUUUCAUCUCAUGAGACAGUUCGUGUUUUUUCUUUAUGUGCGCAUAGAAACUUAUUCCAAAUUGUGCUAUUUUGAAAACUUUCAUGUUUUAAUUUAAUUGUAAUUGUUUUAUCAGCUGUGAACUUUGACUGUAAAUUGGAAAUUGGUGGUGUAUUGCAUUGGGGUUGUGUAAAGUCUGUGUAAGUGUGUGUAUGCGAGACUGUAUCUGCGUACGUGGGUGGGUCUGGGCGGGUGUAUGUCUGUAGUACAUUUAUUUCCUGUUGUAAUGCUGAAUUGAAUGUCCCACCCUCAUCACCUUCUCCCUCAGCCCUUAGCUGCCUUUUUCUGAAUGGACAGGCAGAGACACCAAAAAGAACAUUUAUACUUACCAAUUACCAGGAACAACAAGCACAAAGAUUAAUCAGGCACAAUCUGUACACUUACACGCAUACGCACACACGCACGCACACGCACACACGCACGCUCACACACACACACACACACACACACACACACACACACACACACACACACCUCUUGGUAUAACAGAAACCAUAUAGUCUUUAUAUGAUAGUUUGGAAUAACUUAGUUCUAAAAUGUGUUGUACAGUAAAUAAAUGUAUUGAUUGAUUGUUUUAAACAUUAAGACAAAUCAGAGAAUGUACCUUUGAACAUUAUAACCAAUGAUAAAUAAUAGGAGAGUCUCCCAUUUAAUAGUUUAGAUGUUAGUUAAAUAAUAUUUGACUUUGUCAUGUCUGUAUAAAUAAUAUUGAUAGAAUAUAUAAUAACCAGCUUACCUAUAUGCAAUAAAAAGGAGACAGAUCACCAUAGGUACUAGAACAAGCCCCUCACAUAUCUGCAACACUGUCAUAUAAUGCAACUUCUACUCAUUCCUUUAUAGGCUGUAGAACCCCGCACAUCCCAAUGCCUUUAUCUUCUUCCUCCAAGAGGAAUAGUGCAGUGAAGCACUUUAAAACACAUACAUAGUCCAACAUCUCUCUUUGUCUCUCUGGGAUGGGGAGAUAUAUGUGAAGACAUUUAAGUGUGAAAGAUAUGAAACUGAAAUACUGCAAUUGUCUUCGUUAUUAUUUACCAUGCAAUACAUGGACAGUCAGAUUGUUGUAUUCCUUGUCACAGAUUGUUGUUCAAUAAAAUGAGUUUUAUCAGGAA